ACUACUUUUGACUACGGGGUUCGCCCAUAAAUACUGUGUUGUGCGGCCUUAAGCCCCGCCCACGGCAAUCGCUCAUGUCGCCAGACGUAGGUCACGUGACAAGUUCUCCCCACGUCUUUUCACACUCCUGACGGUCCAGUGUGAACUGGCGCAGCAAGCUGUGCCCACAACAACAACAGCGGUCCUGACGACAUGGCGGAAAACGCGAACGAAGCUCUACUGUACGCUACUCAGAACAGCUGUCUACAAGGCGCCAAAGCAGCUCUGAAAGCUGGUGCCACACCCAUACGGCAGCCUGAGCCUUAUUGGCGAUCACGUGCGGACGCCGCUGCAAAAAUACUCAACCCUAUGUACGCCUCCAAUGCAGGCACCACGCCCAUGCAGCAGCCUCAGUCACUGCGAUCACGUGCGGACGCCGCUGCCAAUAUGAUCAAUCCUAUCUACGCUUCUGGUUCAGCCGACUCACCCAUGGACCAGCCCCAGAGUGAUAACCAGGCACGUGCGAACGACGAUGAAAACACAACCGAAGUCACGUACGCCACCAUACCAGACGACCCACCCAUGGACCAACCCCAGGCACGUGCGAACGACGAUGAAAACACACCCGACGCCACUAUACCAGACGGCGCGUAUCCGGGUGGAGUGAGCGGCCGCCGGGAUGUCUGUAGCUUCCUCCGCGCCCGCCGCAGCUGUCUGGCCGCUGGCAUCGCCGUGCUACUGAGCCUGUGCGCCGUGGGAGUCGCCCCUCUGACGUUCAGCAUCAAACAGGAAAUAUCUCAAUUGUCGACAACUAUGAAACGCGACAUGCACCAACUGGCUACCACUGUCAACGCUUUGAAAUGCGAUCAAGGUGACAUGUGCAAACUGUUUGACACUGUUGACGCCUUGAAACUUGACCUGGACAACGAGCGAAACCGAUCCGCCACCUUGGAGCAGCGUCUUAAAGACGACAUGUCCACCGCUGUUGACGCCUUGAAACUUGACCUGGACAACGAGCGAAACCGAUCCGCCACCUUGGAGCAGCGUCUUCUCAAGAUGGAGAAGAGUUUGCCAUCUUGUCCCGAAGGUUACACCAAGUGGCGUGGAAUCUGCUACAAGGCCUUCAACACACGCAAGAACUUCACCGAAGCGGCCGCGGCCUGUCGUGCAGACGGCGGCACCCUCGCCAUGCCCCGAGACGCUGAGACCGACGCCUUCCUCAUCUCCCUGUACAAGUCCGUGCGCGACGACAGGGCCUUCUGGUUUGGCCUGCACUAUCAGCAAAAAGAACGAAGGUUUGAGUGGGUGGACGGGUCUGCACUUGGGCCGUACAGCUCCUGGGCUCCGGGAGAACCUCACACAGUUCCGGGCGGCGAAGAUUGCGUCUCUUACACCACAUCCCAGAAGUGGAACGACCAUAAAUGCCACGAUACGUUUCCCUUCAUUUGCCAGAAUACCCAAGCCGUUUGUCCUAAAGGUCACACCAAGUGUCGUGGAAUCUGCUACAAGGCCUUCAACACACGCAAGAACUUCACCGAAGCGGCCGCGGCCUGUCGUGCAGACGGCGGCACCCUCGCCAUGCCCCGAGACGCUGAGACCAACGCCUUCCUCAUCUCCCUGUACAAGUCCGUGCGCGACGACAGGGCCUUCUGGUUUGGCCUGCACGAUCAGGCCGUAGAGGGAAGGUUUGAGUGGGUGGACGGGUCUUCACUUGGGCCGUACAGCUCCUGGGCUCCGGGAGAACCGAACAACCUGGGGUGUUGUGAUGAUUGCGUCGUUUACUCCGCAAGGAAGAAAGACAAGUGGGGCGACGAAGAAUGCCACAAGACGUUUCGCUUCAUAUGCCAGGCUGCUCCAGAACGUCCAUAGGCGACAGGAGGGAGUUCCACCACUGCCAAAGAAGUAGACGCUGUGCCAAUAAAACAUUCACAUUUCCUUGA
Messenger RNA from Branchiostoma belcheri (Belcher's lancelet), 1919 nucleotides. Its product is annotated as asialoglycoprotein receptor 2-like. The transcript has 10 exons. NCBI's taxonomy places the organism in Eukaryota, Metazoa, Chordata, Leptocardii, Amphioxiformes, Branchiostomatidae. The record is from RefSeq and is a predicted model, not a curated record. The coding region runs from base 193 to 1848 and encodes 551 amino acids.